Messenger RNA from Pseudocercospora fijiensis CIRAD86, 1876 nucleotides. RefSeq lists its product as uncharacterized. The record is from RefSeq and is a predicted model, not a curated record. The coding region runs from base 45 to 1676 and encodes 543 amino acids. The transcript is spliced from 4 exons. Gene Ontology annotation, molecular function: transmembrane transporter activity. Gene Ontology annotation, cellular component: membrane. NCBI's taxonomy places the organism in Eukaryota, Fungi, Ascomycota, Dothideomycetes, Mycosphaerellales, Mycosphaerellaceae. Gene Ontology annotation, biological process: transmembrane transport.
UCCUAGUGACACGCACGUUCAAUCAAGAACGCGACAUCGACGACAUGGCGACAUUCAAGCACGGAUCGGCGGCGGAACCGAUACCUGCCAGAGCCAGCAACGAUGACUUGGCCCCCAACAACCCCCUCCAAUCCGACCUCACGGCCGACGAUACGAGCAGCAUGGAUAGUGAUGAGGCCUACCUUGCGAAAAUUGGUUACAAGCAGUCUCUCCACCGCCAAUGGAAGCUCUUCGAAAGCUUUGCGGCUAGCUUUGCUGCCCUAUACGCCGUGGGUGGUGUCCGAACCACCUUUACCAUCGGAGUCGGCGCAGGAGGACCAGCUGCGUACUGGUCAAGCUACGUUGUGACCUGCUUCUUUGUCAUGAUUACAGCCGCAGUGCUCGCCGAAAUAUGCAGCGCUUUACCAGCCGCUGGUUCCAUCUACUUCUGGGCCGCUGAAAGUGGUGGCCGACGCUUUGGACGUUUGUUCGGCUUCAUUGUGGCAUGGUGGAGCACCACUGCUUGGACUACCUUUAUCGCCUCUGACUGUCAGGCUGCGGCAAACUUUCUCCUGUCAGAGAUCACAGUAUUUGGACUGGACUUCCCUACCGACACUUCCAACAUCAAGUUCCGCGCUGUCCAGUGGAUCGUCUCCGAAGUCAUUCUCUUUAUAGCCAUAGGCAUGAACUACCUCAGUCCAAAGACAUACAAGGCCGUCUUCCGAUUCGCAACUGGCUUGAUUUGUCUGGACUUCCUGCUCAACAUCAUCUGGCUGCCAAUAGCUGUAUCGAAGACUUACGGGUUUCAAGACGCCAAGUAUGUUUUCACACAUACAACCAACCAGACUGGAGCGCCACCCGUAUGGAACUGGAUGCUUUCGUACUUUGUUACUGCCGGUAUCUUGGUUGGCUUCGAAGCUUCUGGCCACAUUGCUGAAGAGACCAAGAACGCGAGUAUCACUGCCGCUCGCGGAAUUUUUACUUCAGCUGGUGCUUCCGCAGCUAUGGGAUUCCCCGUCGUCAUACUGUUCUUGUUCUGUCUGCCCGAUUUGACAACGCUAUAUAGCCUGGACGCGCCUCAGCCUUUCGUCAGCAUCUAUGCUCUCAGCAUGGGUCGGGGCGGGCACAUUUUCAUGAAUGUGGUCUGCAUCCUGGGACUUAUCUUCAAUGCUACAGUCGCUGGUGUCGCAAGUUCCCGUCUUAUCUGGGCCGUUGCGCGAGAUGGCGUCCUUCCUUUCUCAGGCUGGAUAUCGAAAGUAUCGGAGAAGAAAGAGCCCAAAAACGCGAUCAUUGUCAUGCACGCAGUUGCGGCUUUGCUAUUGUGCACCAUUCUAGCAUCGCCGGUAGCCUUCACCUCUCUCGUCAGUGCUGCUGGCGUCCCAACCAUCACAGCUUAUGCUCUGAUCUGCUUCGGUCGCGUAUUCCUUACGCCGCACAGCUUCCAGAAUGCUAGAUGGUCGCUCGGCAAAUGGUCCAGACCAAUGAACUUCAUUGCGUUGAUCUGGAACUUAUACUUGGCAUGUGUGCUUUUCUCGCCGAUCGUGUUUCCGGUCACGGCAGAGUCGUUCAACUACUCUCCAGUCAUUUUCGGCGCCAUCACGAUAUUCGGCAUCGUGACUUGGUGGAUAAUCCCUGAGGACAGAUGGCUGCCGUAUGGUCGUCUUGGCCGCAUCCAGAGUAUCGACCAGCACCAAUGAACCACAUGGCAUUUUAGAGCAAGAUCAUCUUGGGAUUCGGAGCAUGGGCAAUAAGACUGCGGAACGGAUUCGAAUACCAUACAAACACCCGAGCACAUCGAAGACGUCACACAGGGCGCAAGCGAUGAUCCAAAAAUAUUAUCACAAGCAUAGAGGUAUAUACUCUGCAACAACUGACUGCAUUCGCAAUUGUUUCAGCG